Messenger RNA from Cyclocybe aegerita, 1461 nucleotides. The record is from the annotation of a GenBank genome assembly. NCBI's taxonomy places the organism in Eukaryota, Fungi, Basidiomycota, Agaricomycetes, Agaricales, Hemipholiotaceae.
AUGGCUUUCGAAAGAACUACGCUCUUUUUGACCUUAUUUUCUGUGUUCCUAUCUCAGUGCUUCUCUGCUCUGGGAUAUGAUACGUCCAGGUCUGAUAACUUGGCGGUUUAUUGGGGGCAGAACUCCUAUGGGGCAACCCAUCCCGACCCGUCCUCCUGGCAGAAGAGAUUGUCUACAUACUGUCAGGACGACGUCAUCAAUGCAAUUCCUCUAGCCUUCCUCCACGUCUUUUUCUCGACAGGAGGCCUCCCAGAAAUUAAUAUGGCGAAUAUAUGCAACAACAACGACCAACCCGUGUUCUCGGGUACCAGUCUCGCCAACUGCCAAUUCCUCGCCUCCGAUAUCAAGGCUUGUCAAGCUCGAGGCAAGAUUGUCACGCUCAGCCUCGGUGGUGCCACUGGCGCUGCUUCCUUUACGUCGGACGCCCAAGCGGAAGCGUUUGCCACCACUGUCUGGAAUCUCUUCCUCGGAGGUUCUAGCUCGACUCGCCCUUUCGGAGACGCUGUUCUCGAUGGUGUUGACCUGGAUAUUGAGGGUGGUUCGGGAGCAUAUCUCCCCACCUUCGUGAGGAAGAUUCGAUCUUUAUCCAGUGGGGCGAGUAAGAAAUACUACCUGACGGCUGCUCCGCAAUGUCCAUUCCCAGACGCCUAUCUUGGCUCUGUUAUCAACGCUGUAGGCUUUGAUGCAAUUUAUGUCCAGUUUAUAACAACUGGUGUGGGUGAACUGAACAAUUACAACAACCAAGAUGUGAGUGGAUCUGUCAUUCAUGCUCUGAAUAUAUUCGAUUCUUUCCGUUUCGCGACCAAGGCAUGGAACUUCGCCACUUGGGACAACUGGGCCAAGGCAACUUCACCCAACAAGAGCGUCAAGAUCUUCCUCGGUGCACCAGCAGCUUCGACUGCGGCUGGGUCAGGAUAUGUCGACGCCAAUACCCUGAGCAACAUUGCAAAAGCUAUGAAGGCAUCCUACUCUUCUUUCGGAGGUGUCAUGCUCUGGGAUGCUUCGCAAGCUUAUGGAAAUGGGCGAUACGAUGUCGCAAUCAAGAAUGCGCUGGGUGGCGCAGCAGGGACCCCGAUUCCGACAACCACGACGAGAGCGACAACCUCAACCGCAACAACCGCUCGGCCAACUACGACCACCACAACCGCUCGGCCUACAACUACCACCACCCCAGGAACGGGAAGUUGUGCUGGAGUAGCACCAUGGACCUCGACAGUCGUGUAUCUCGGAGGAGCACAGGUUACCUACAACGGACAUUUGUGGCAGGCGCAAUGGUGGUCGCAGGCAGAUACACCCGGAGGCGCGGCUGGCGUCUGGAUUGAUAAGGGUGCUUGUACCUCGCGAUUGGCUACAGCGCAGCCCAAUAUUGCAGCUUCGACCGCAGCACCUGCUGUGAAAGAUGCUAAAGUGAGCGAGAAAUUGAACGUUGCGCGCCGCUCUUCCAGAAUUUUCAAGGAAUGA